AUGGAGCCUGCCUCAUCCAUCCUUGCGGCUCAUUUCGCCCCUCUGGCACCGCAAGGGCAGAAAGGACAUCGGCUCCCGCGGGAGACAUUCUCACAGCUUCGCCAAGAACUUCUAGGGGAAAUAAAGAGUCAAAUGCGCGUCGAUGAAGGCAUCACAGACAUUAAUAAACUCAUCUGCAUUGUACUCAAAGCCGGCUUAGAAGUGGAUCUAACUAGUACCGAACCGACAGAGGAUCUGCUGGGCCAGAUUGUCGACUGUCUGGAUAUAAUCCAAGCAAGCAUCGAGAAAGCUCCCCAGGCAUUAUGGGACAAUUCAGACCCACUGAUCUUGGGCGAGGACGUCCAAGCGCCAUUAUUUGCCUGGUUGAUCCUACGAUUGAUCAGAUUGGCUGGCGCUUGGUCCUCCGAGUUCAUUCACCAUAGAACACAUCUGAUAUUCAGCAGUAUGGCCAGGCUACAAUCCAAACAGGCUCGCUCAUCACAAUUAUGCUACGGCGUUCCGGCCUUUCUUCGUGCUUGUACAUCAGAUAUUUUGUGCACCCUGGAAACAUCGCUGAAUGGCAAAUUGUCAGGUCCUCUUUCCACAAACUUGUUCAUACCCGCGACAAACGGGUCACUUGGUGUAGAUCUCGAUAACCUGGCUCUUCCCCGCGGUCUCAUGCGGCAAAGAAUAGACCUCGGGUCUUUUUCCCAAGCAAUCAUCCUUGUGUCUCUGUUAUUAGAUUCAUUUAGUCCUCAAGCCGCAAUAGAGGGUCUUCCGAAUCGACGAAGCUUCAAUCUCCGUCAGAAUCUUCCGUGGAUCUCGAAUGGGUACAACCGUCUUCGUAAAGUGGUGGCUAAGUGGGUGCAGAGAGCUGGGCCUACACUUACUCCAGAGGAAGAACAGGACACUUUAGAAUUCAUGGCAUAUGCACAUCGAUUCUGUGUGUCUGAUACAUCAGGAUCAGCCUUGCGUUCGGACGUAUGCCUGGCCUCGACCUGGGCUCAAUGCCUAAGCGACAUGAUCUCGCCCAGUAUUUCCUAUCCACUGCCUGUCCUUCAGACGGGACUGAUUCAUUUCUUGGAGGAAGCAUUACAAGCGGUGAUUGAUUCGGAGGAUUUCGCGCAGCAACUGAGAGAAUCAUUUCUGUCUGCUCUUGUGGAAAUCAAGGACAAGGACGGUAAUUUUAUGCCCAUGGAGCCAGGCCUUUUGAUCUCUAUCCAGUCUCUUGAGACGGUACUGCUUGAUGUUUCAGGGCUCGCAGGGAGUCGCCCUAGGGGUUUGCCUGCUCCUCCACCGACCGAGCUUUUGGCUGAUCUUAAGAAACCUGGGAUUUCUUCAUAUGAAAUGGAAAUGGAUGAUGAUCCGCGAGCCCCAAAGCGGAUGUGUUUGACCGUUGAAUCCUCAAAUCAAGGCUUACUACAUCUGCUUACAGAGAAACUGUCGACGCUGUUAAAUUUUGAUAAUGCUGGGGGACUGGCAGGCCUGCGCACUGCAUUAACAAACUCGUAUGAUGAGCUUUCUGACCCUCAAAGAUCAGACGUACUGGUUAUGAUCGGUCAAAUGUCUUGCGCCAUCACAGGACACCUUGAGAGAAAGCUCUCAGAUGUUGUAGGGCGGGAGACAGUCUUCUGUCAAACGUGUGAUUUUGAAGAACCCAAACCUGGUACUGGCACCGAGAAAGACAAAGCUGAAUUCGAGGAACUGUGGACAAUAUUCAAUUCCAUUCUACCAAAGCUUACGCGCACACCUGGUCCACGCAUAGCUGCUAUGGUAGCUCUAAGAAGGAUUCUGAUGCAUUCCCCUUGUCUGGAUCAGAUGCACCUAUCAUCGUCUGCAUCUGGUGAAUUCUGUCUCCACGCUUUUCGAAGUUCUAUCCGAGAACUUCGCGUGGCGACCAGCCACUCGGUCGUAGCAUUCGUGCACCCCAGUCUGCAGUCAGAUGUCCGUCGAGCAAAUUUUGUCGUCAUACUUGAAUGGCUAAAGAAUAUUUCUGAGAAGAACGAUGUUCCUUUACAGGAAGCAUGUGUCUUGACACUUUGCUGCCUUGCCAAGUUUUCGGACGAGGAAGAGAAAAACAUCAUUCUUUUGCGCCUUGUGGAGUAUCUUGGACACCCAAACCCAUACAUAUGUGCAGUGGCAUACGACGAAUUGUCCAAACUUGCUUUCCAAUUUUCUUUGACACCUGCUGGCUUAUUCCGACCGUACUGGAGAACACUGUCAGUGGCAGUUGUCAAGAACUUGCAAACUCGCCCAUACAUGGCCGAACAGCUCUGCGAACUGCUUGGCAUGAAAGUUGACAGCUUUUUGCGAUUAACAGAGGUUCAUGUUCUACCUUACUUGGUUCUGACAAGAAAAAGAGACAUCAUUUGCAGAAUCGGGGCCAGUCGCGAUGAACCGGAAUCUCCUUUCGACGUAUGUUCCGAGAAGAACAAUCUUGCGGCAAUUCUCGCUUUUCUGCUAGCCCAAGAAUCUAGCAACCCAGAAGUCAUGAUCAUGUCCCUGCUGGCAGAAAUAGACCCUGCUUUCAAAGGACGGACUCUGGCGGAGUUGGUCCGUAUCGAGCCAAUUCUGAUCGCUUGUGAUUUACUAAAAAGCCUCGGAGAUGCCGGAGAGCAAAAUAAGGAAAGAUUUCACCAAGCACUUCGUCGCCUAGCCACUUUCGUUCCAAGGAAGUCUGCUUCACAUGGAGGUUCCUCCAAAAAGGCGGAAAUGUUGAGCCACUUCAUCGAAGAGCAUGUCCUCGGAAUUAUCACACAGUUUUCAAACGCAAUCAAUGACUUUCAAGUCCGUCAAACACUAGCGGAGAAGAGACGGAACCUCAAAGCAAUCGAGGAAAUGAUCAGCAUUGCCCAGGGCCAUGUCAGUAAUGCAUUGCCUCAGGUCUGUGCUUGCCUCCGCUCCGCCCUGGACAUGGAGGAAUUAUGCGGUCAAGCGUUCUCGGCUUGGACAACCUUGAUCAGCUCUCUCAGUGCAGAAGACAUCGAACCUCUCAUUGACCAGACAUUCGCAAUUGUAAUUAGAUAUUGGGAGAGAUUGACUGAUCGAAGCAGAAAACAUGCACAUCAGUUAAUCGACCAUAUAUUGACCAAUCAUCCAAACCUUGUGCGAGAUAUCUUCAAUACGAUGCCGUCUCUAGCCUCUAUUCCCGAGAUGGCCACUUUCGAGGCUCAAAUCAACGAAUUGCGGGCGGAUAUGGACGUCCGAAGUCGGUUCCUCGCCUUAAUCCGUCGCUGCCAGAGUGAGAAUGGGACUGUUGUUGAGCAAGCCUUGACAGAGUUAUUUCCCUUCCUGUCCAAAAAUGAGGAGUUUUUGCACGUCUCUGCUCUCAGUGAACAACCGGAUCCCGUGAUUGCACAGCUCACAAGAGCAUUAUUGGACUGUUGUGUUAAGUUCAAUACUAGUUCAGACAGUAUUACAUUGCUGUCUGCACGAUGUUUAGGGCUUGUUGGCUGCUUGGACCCAAAUCGAGUAGAGACAAUCAAGGAGAAGAAAGAUAUCCUUGUUCUCUCGAAUUUCGAUCGAACGGAGGAGAUUGUGGAAUUUGUCCUUUUCUUUCUUCAGCAUGUUCUUGUCGAUGCUUUCUUGUCGGCCUCUAAUACCAGGGCCCAGGGGUUCUUGGCAUAUGCAAUGCAGGGCCUUCUCAGAAUCUCCAACCUGCAAUCGGUUGUUACUCAGCGCUCGUACAACGUACAGGGCGAUGAGAACUAUCAGCGGUGGAUGGAGCUCCCUGAAGGAAUCCGGAAUACGUUGACGCCAUUUCUUACGUCGACAUACACGGUUACCAUCGUUGCGAAGAAUCCCGAGAUUAAGUAUCCUCUGUUUUCCCCGGACAUGACCCAUAGCGAGUGGCUUCGAACCUUGGUGCAGGACUUGCUCUCAAUCGACAAGGACGACAACGCAAAGCUCGUUUUUGCCUUCUGCAGUCGUGUGGUGAAAGGCCAGGACAUUUCCAUCUCUUCCUUCCUCCUGCCGUUCGCGGUGCUGUAUCGCAUUGUUAGUGGCACAACGCAAGAACAGCAAGACAUUCAGCUCGAAUUAAUAAAGGUUCUUUCGCAUCCCCUUCCGGAUACAAACAAUAAUGCCCGUGACACAAUCAUAUGCUGCAGUCAGAGCGUUUUUGAUGUCCUGGACUACUUGUCGCGAUGGCUUCAGGGCAAGAAAAAGCAACUUAACAGCAUAGGCUACCAACCUAACCAGUCGAGCCGUUCUCGAGAUCCCAGUCGAGAAUUACUUUUCGACAAAUUCUCAGCUCAGAUCAAGUCUGUCGAGGCCGUUUUGGCUGCAAUUCCACCCGAGAUAAUCUCCAAGCGUGCCGUGGAAUGUAAAUCGUUCUCUCGGGCUUUGUUUCAUUGGGAGCAGUACAUCCGGCGAUGUAACUCGCAAUCGGAUUCCACGGAAGGCUCGGACCAUGAGCUGCUUUACCAAAGGCUACAAGACAUUUACAGUCAGAUUGAUGAGCCAGACGGAAUAGAAGGUAUAUCCAGUCAUUUGUCAGGAUUUAACGUUGACCAGCAGGUUUUGGAACACCGAAAGGCGGGCAGGUGGGCCACCGCGCAGAGUUGGUAUGAGCUUCAGCUCGAAAAGGAACCUGACAACCUUGAAGCUCAGUGGAAUCUUAUCACUUGCCUCAAGGAAUCGGGUCAACAAGAUGCCAUUCUCACUCGCUUCGAAGCGCUCAAAGAUGAAGUUGCUGCAACCUCACGAUUCCUACCAUUCGCAGUAGAAGCAUCCUGGAUGACAGGUAGAUGGUCUAAGCUCAAGGGCUACCUGGAAUUAUGUGCUGAGCAAGGAACUGGUGAUUUUAACGUUGGGAUUGGUUCGGCUCUCUGCACUCUUCAAGAACGGCAUGAAAACAAUGAUGCUUUGCUGGCGGAGAAGUCAGAGACCUUUACCAAAACCAUUAAUCAGCUUAGGCUCAAUGUUGCAAGAUCCUUGACGGCGAAUUCCGUCACUUCAUUACAAUCAUGCCAUGACGAUAUGCUCCGAUUGCAUGCCUUGGCAGAUGUAGAAGCGAUAGCCAACGCAAGAACUGAAAAGCCCUCGUACCCAGACUUGUCUGCCGCUCUUAAACGACGGUUGGAUGUCUUGGGAGGAUACAUUGCCGAAAAACAGUACUUGCUGGGUAUCAGACGAGCGGCCAUGGAGCUAGCGGGCGGCUUCGUAGAUUCUGAUAUCUCUGCUGCUUGGCUUACAAGUGCCCACCUCUCGCGCAAGGGCAAAUUCACCAGUCAGGCAUAUCAUUCAAUGCUCAAUGCAGCUAGGCUUAAAGAUCGGUCAGCCACCAUUGAACAUGCAAAACUACUCUGGCAAGAUGGACACCAUCGAAAGGCGAUCCAGACUCUGGAAGGGGCCAUUUCCAUGAACGAGACCACUCCAGCAGCAUCUAAUCCAGUUGAGUCCGAGGCAGCCUCUUUUGUCUCCAGUCGUGGACAGAAGCAAAAUGAUGUUCCUGCCAGGGCUCAUCUUAUGCUGGCAAAGUGGACAGAUAGAGCGGGUCAGACUCACUCACAGGCUAUUGUUCAACGAUAUCGAGAAGCCAUUAAGCUGUAUCCACGAUGGGAGAAAGCCCAUUACUACCUUGGGAAGCACUACAACAAGAUUCUUGAUUCUGAAAAGGCGAAGCCCAUGGGUAAAGAGGCUCAAAUAUACUUGAGUGGAGAGGCUACCAAAUUGGUCAUUGACAACUACCUUCGUUCUCUUACCUAUGGCAGUAAAUACGUUUUCCAGACCCUACCAAAGCUUCUCACUCUUUGGCUGGAGCAUGCUUCCAUCGUUGGUCAGCCCAUUGACCCCAAAAGGGGAGAUAAUGAGGAGUUCCAGCGACACACAAAAGCACAACGACAGAAAAGCCUCGACGAGAUGCAUGCUCAAUUGAAGAAAUACAUCUCAUCUCGUCUUCAGCCUGCUUUGUUGUUUACAAUUCUGCCCCAGGUGGUGGCCCGUAUCUGCCAUCCCAACAACACAGUCUAUGAUCUUUUGACUAGAAUUGUGACCAAGGCCGUCCACUACUUUCCCCAGCAAGGUCUAUGGACAGUCCUCGCCGUGGUCAAAUCUUCGAAUAAAGAUCGAGCAUCGAAGGGUUACAACUGUCUUCAAAAGAUCACGGAGUUCACCACGAAGCACAAGGUGGAUAUUUCAUCUCCAGACAUUCGUCGCAUGAUAAACUCAGGUCAGAAGUUCUCGGAGGCGUUGCUACAGCUAUGCCUCGCACCUGUCGAAGAUAGAGCCACCAAGGUCUCACUUGGGCGCAGCCUUGGGUUUCCCCAUAAGGUUGCGCCAUGUCGGCUUGUCGUGCCAUUCCAGGCCAUGUUGAUUCCCAGUCUCCCAGCAUCCCAUGAUGCGGAGUAUCUGAAAGGGUUCAGAGCCUUCCCCCGGGAUCCGACGACAAUUGAAGCUGUUCUGGACGAAGCCACAAUCUUGAAUUCGCUUCAAAAGCCCCGCAAGAUCAGUAUCCGAGGUUCCGACGGGAAGAUCUAUAAUGCUCUUUGCAAACCCAAAGAUGAUCUUCGAAAGGAUCAACGUCUCAUGGAGUUCAAUAACAUGAUCAAUAGGUUCUUGAAACGGGACGUUGAGGCCAGUAAACGAAGGAUGUACAUCAAAACUUACGCAGUUACUCCAUUGAAUGAGGAAUGUGGUCUCAUCGAGUGGGUGGACAAUCUGCGCACACUAAGAGACAUUGUGGUCAAACUUCUCCGCGAGCGAGGAGUCUCACCAAAUUACGGCGAAAUCAAGCAAAUUCUCAACGAGAUCUGUGCAGACCGGUCACGUUCCAAAGUCAAUUUGUUUACGACGAAGAUUCUGGCCAAGUCCGACCCUCCUUCGCUUCCUCCUGUUCUCCAUGAGUGGUUUAUCGAGAUGUUCCCGGAGACCGAAGCCUGGUUCUCGGCAAGAUUGCGAUACACAAGAUCUGCGGCGGUCAUGUCUAUGGUUGGUUACGUUCUAGGCCUUGGCGAUCGACAUGGAGAGAAUUUGUCAUUUGAAGAAGGUACAGGAGGAAUUCUGCAUGUGGAUUUCAAUUGUCUAUUCGACAAGGGACAAACCUUUGAGAAACCUGAAGUGGUCCCAUUCAGAUUGACGAACAAUAUGAUUGAUGCAUUUGGUGCUUAUGGAUAUAACGGACCCUUCCGGCGCACCUGUGAGAUCACUCUCAGUCUCCUCAGACAAAAUGAGGAUUCAUUAAUGACUAUCCUGGAAACCUUCCUCCAUGACCCAACCACCGACUUCAUUGGAAAAAGACGCCGUAAUCACGCGAACGUUCCUGAUACUCCUGCCGGUGUCUUAGAGGAUGUUCGCAACAAGCUCCGGGGUUUCAUGUCUAAGCAGCCCAUCGCCUUGUCUGUGGACGGACAAGUGGAUGAACUGAUCAUGCAGGCAACCGAUAAGAAGAAUCUGGCGGCCAUGUACAUCGGAUGUGCCAUGGAAAACGAAACGUUGACACGACAGGGCGAUAUUUCUCCCAACACGACAGGCGUCAACGGCAUAGGAAAGGUGGUGGGUGGUGAAUUUGGCGAUGUCAAGGAUUUCGGGGCGUUCAUAUCGAGGCCUGAAGUUAGUCAAUAA
This is a messenger RNA of Penicillium longicatenatum, 7542 nucleotides long. RefSeq names its product protein kinase MEC1 (gene atrA). Gene Ontology annotation, cellular component: nucleus. Gene Ontology annotation, biological process: protein phosphorylation; DNA damage checkpoint signaling; telomere maintenance. Lineage: Eukaryota; Fungi; Ascomycota; Eurotiomycetes; Eurotiales; Aspergillaceae. The record is from RefSeq and is a predicted model, not a curated record. Bases 1 to 7542 code for a protein of 2513 amino acids. The transcript has 27 exons. Gene Ontology annotation, molecular function: protein serine/threonine kinase activity; protein binding.